GUUUUCGAGAAAAGUCUUUGAAAAUCACUUUUAUUUCGAAUCAAAGCGUUGUUGUUGUUGUGUCACGUGAUCUCACAUUCACUCCAAUCACGUGAUUAACGAUGUCUUCAAUUCGGAAAAGAAUUUUCGGCGAAAAACAAGAGAAAGAAGUUUUGGGAAAACGGAAACAAGUAUUCAAUGAAAGAUCAAGUCUUGGAUGUCUUCGUCUAUUAGUCUAUGGAUUAAUCGUUUUAUUAGUCAUUGUUUUUGCAAUUUCUCUCAGUUUUCGGUUUUCCGAGACUUUUCGUCGAAAAAUGGUUUUUAUGAAUGACUUUAAUAUAGAAUUUCGAAAAAAUCUUUCGAAACCUCAAGACUUUGGUCUCAAAUGUGUAAAAACGCAUCAAAUUGUGGACAAAGAAGGAGUUCGUUUGGGUCUUUGGCAUAUUCUUCCUCUUUCGUCCAACUGUUCCGUCGACUCGAAGACUGCUUUCAACGACAAUAAACGCGUUUAUCUGUAUUUACACGGAAACGGCGGCGCAAGAGGAGGACAUCACAGAAGACUUCUUUACCAAAAACUGAUUGAAACGGAAAGUCAUGUUUUGGCUUUUGAUUACCGAGGAUUCGGAGACUCUUCUCCUUUGAAACCGACGAAAGACGGACUCAUUUCGGACGCCUUUUCCGUCUUCAAGUGGUUAUUGUCUAAUGAAGUGAAUCCCAAUCGAGUGGUUGUUUGGGGACACUCUUUGGGAACGUCUGUUGCCAUCUCUUUAGUCACUGGAUUGUCUGAAUCGGUUCUUCCGUCGGUUCUUGUGAUUGAAUCCGGGUUUACAUCGAUCGGAGACGCCGUAAGAGUUCAUCCGUUUUCAAAAGUGUUUCGAUUUUUGCCUUUUUUCGAGACAUUUGUUGUCAAACCUCUAAUCGAAUCAAAAGAAACAAAUUUCGACUCUUUUUCGGUCAUAAAAAACGUCAAAAUUCCGAUUCUUUUUCUUCACGACACAAAUGACGCAAUAAUUCCCUUCAGUUUAGGGAAAAAACUCUUCUUUGAGUCCGAAAAAAGACAACAAAGAACUCAAUUCGUGGCCUUCGAUGACGACUUCGGACACAAAUAUAUAGUUUUGGCCAAAGAUUUGGCGAAAAUUCUCAACGAUUUUAUUGAAAAAUAAUUGAAUAAAAGUUAGAUAAAAAU
Molecule: messenger RNA, 1165 nt
Organism: Oppia nitens
Lineage: Eukaryota; Metazoa; Arthropoda; Arachnida; Sarcoptiformes; Oppiidae
Product: lysophosphatidylserine lipase ABHD12-like
Exons: 1
Coding region: 102-1142 (346 amino acids)
Biological process (GO): monoacylglycerol catabolic process; phosphatidylserine catabolic process
Cellular component (GO): endoplasmic reticulum membrane
Molecular function (GO): phosphatidylcholine lysophospholipase A1 activity; monoacylglycerol lipase activity
Source: RefSeq, a predicted model, not a curated record